AUGUAUCUAGUACUACUGGUCGCCACGGUACUCCUAGGAUGCAGCCGCUCAGCCAACGUCAACAAACACAUGAGAAUGCUCUCAGAAUUAGACAAUACCAUCGAAAAUAAUGCUGUACUUCCAACAAAACAAUCCGGAUCUCGAAAGUUCCUAAGCAUAGCGCAACGACCGCUCGCUAACUACACACACUCUAACAACGAGGUGUUAGAACUAACGUGUGACGCGGUGGGGACACCAGCGCCAUCUGUACAUUGGUUUAAAAAUGAUGCGCCGGUUUAUGAGUAUGAUGUAGAAUCAAACGAGUUGAUAGACAGCAAUCCGUCGUCGCUGGCGAGGAUUAUAUCAACGCUGCUGGUCACCAAGACGGUUGGACGGGAUGUCUACACAUGCGUGGUGACCGCCGGAGCCAAGACUGCGAGGGCUACGACCAUCGUUUAUAGCAAAGAUGGCAGCACUCAGUUAUCAGAACGAGCGAAAUUAUACCCGUUAGAGCCGCGCAUUGUGGUUACCUAUGAAAUGUACGUGGACAACAUCGGCAACAACAUUGUGCUUCCGUGUAGAGCGAAGGGUCACCCCAGGCCCCGUGUAGUGUGGGUGGACAAUAAAGGCGAUAACGUCAAAAAAGAUCCUAGGAUGAAGGUGCUCCGUUCUGGUGAACUAGUGAUCUUAUCACUUCGCUGGAGUGAUAUGGGAGAAUUCACUUGCUACGCAUCAAAUGUUUUUGGAUCACAACACGCUAAAACGUUCGUUUAUCCUGCUAGAGCUGAAUAA
This is a messenger RNA of Arctia plantaginis, 771 nucleotides long. NCBI's taxonomy places the organism in Eukaryota, Metazoa, Arthropoda, Insecta, Lepidoptera, Erebidae. The record is from the annotation of a GenBank genome assembly.